Messenger RNA from Pseudo-nitzschia multistriata, 3255 nucleotides. NCBI's taxonomy places the organism in Eukaryota, Bacillariophyta, Bacillariophyceae, Bacillariales, Bacillariaceae. The record is from the annotation of a GenBank genome assembly.
ACGAGUACGAGUACUGAGCGAGUAGUAGAUCGAUUGGCACAAGUGCGGUACAAACGGUAAGGAGUUGUUUUCAACAAGGAUUUGUUGAACGGUACGAGUAUCCCCCAUCUCCGUCACAUUCGAUUACAAGGCAAUAGGAUAGCAUAACACAUCCAAUCAGAUCAGUUCACGUCACGUCGAAUUAGAUUGCAUCGCAUCACACUGUUUCAAAAGGCAGUUGAAAAUCAAAACGAUACCACGAAACACAUAAUAUGCCCUUCGUCUCCGGAAGGCGGCGGUUCCCGUCGAACAUGGUGGUAUCAGGGAUAUCAAUACUGAUGUGCGUUUGUCUCGUGCAUUGGAUUGGCGUGAGCGCCAUGGUCAUCACAACGCCGAGGCAGCGGGUGGGUGGCGGACGAACCAGCACGAGCAAUAUGGAUCCCAGCUCGGAAGAGGUGAUUCGAAUGCUCCUCCGGGGCCAGGGGAGAGACCCGAUGCGCCGCCGCAACCAGUCCUCCUCUUCCGAUUACACCAUCAAGUCGGUGAAGCAUCGAGCUCAGCAACAAUCCAAAUCGCAACAGACACAACAGACAACGGCAAACCAAUCGGAAACAAAAUCCCAGACACAAACCUCUUCCCUUCUCGACAAAUGGAGGGACUACGAGGCACUCCGGGAGACGGAUCUCGAGGACGAGGUCCUGAGGCCCUUUUUCUUCGAGUCUGGCUGGGAACGAAAGCAGGUGAUUGUAGAGCGCUUCGCUACCGUCCUCGGAACACUCUACAAGGCACAGGCCGACUGGAACCAGGCGCAGCUGGAAAAGCAAAACAAUGCCAGCAGUGAAGUAUCCGCCGCUGUCUCCGGACAGGAGGAAGUCUCGUUGGCCCCCCCCAGCGGGGACGACCCGGCAGCCCUCGCCCUGUGCGAGGCGAUCGCCUCGCUAGGCCCCCUGGCGGUCAAGCUCGGCCAGACCCUCAGCCAGCGGCCGGACAUUGUCGGCCGGGCGGCCUGCGACGCCCUCAAGCGUCUCCAGACGCAAAACACACCCUUCGAAAACGACCUGGCCAGGGCCGUUCUUCGGGAGUCGCUCGGUUACUGGGACGGGCCACUGGCGGGAGACGGCGAAUCCGAAAGCAKCCAAGGCACAGGCGGCAGCAAGCCCCUCUUUCGAAGCCUCUCGGAGGAACCCAUCGCCAGCGCGUCACUGGGACAGGUCUACAAGGCCACCACCUGGGACGGCGUCGACGUCGCUCUCAAGGUCCAGCGGCCGGACGCCCUCUCCAUACUGGCCAUUGACACACAGUGUUUCCGGAUCGCUAGCGCGUUUCGCAACACCGUGAUCGACUGGACGGAGAAGUGGAACGGGUUGGUCGCUUCGUCCUCCAACGGGGAAGGUGACGUCCCCCACUCCCUCGAGACGGGCAUGACGGAGGAAGAGGUUCGGUCCCUUGGACCGGAGGGGACCGUCGCCAGCGUCAUCGAUCGGGUCGCAAGGGACAUCAAGCGUGAGAUGGACUACCGGAUCGAGGCCGAAAACUCGUACAAGUUCCGCGACUCGUUAGAAUUCCUUGGCUUUGUCGAUACCCCCGAGGUCCUAUUGGCGACCGACAAGGUCCUGGCAACGACCUUUGUGGACGGGCAUCACCUGGCCAACCUUCCGGAGUCGAGCGACCAGCUGGCCCUCACCCGCAUGGCCGUCGAGGCCUGCACGGCAUCGAUGGUCCUGACGGGCUUUGUCCACGCGGAUCCCCACGAGGGGAACCUCAUGCUCCGGAACGACGAUGGCCGGAUCGUCUUUUUGGAUUUCGGGCUCAUGUCGGACGUCGAUCAGGACGUCAUGGAGGCCUUUGCCAGGGGCAUCGCCGCACUCUUGAGCGAGGAUUUCGUGUCCAUGACCGAGGCAUUUACCGAUACGGGGUUCAUCACGGCGCCAAUCAUGCACCGGGCUUCCACAGACGAGCUGUGGAGGGUCGAUCCAGACUUUGGCCAAGACGAACUGGCCCUCGACCUCGAAAAAGCCAUGAAAUCCACCGAGGGGGGAAUGUCGAGAUUUGGAGCGCUGGCAACGGUCCUCAACAAGAAGAUAUCUCCCAGGUGGCUAGUCUUUACACCACCCUAUGUGCUUUUGCUGAUCCGGACCUUUCUGACAUUGGAGGGGAUUGCCGGUAAGUAGAGGCUAUUGCAGCGAAUGCUAGUACAUGCUAGUGAAUGCUAUCGAACAUUUAACGUUCUGGAUCUUUUUUCUAUUCAUGUUUUAAAAAUGAUUUCGUUCUCGACUGACAUCGUUUGCAUUUACAAACGUAUUGAUACGACUACUCGUGAUCUGAUCUGAUCUGAUCUGAUCUGAAAUACCGUGGUGUUACAGCUCAAGUUGAUCCAGACUUCAACAUCUACGAAAUGUCGAUGCCUUGGGUGGUCCGAAGGUCUCUUUCGCCGUCCACCGAAAAAGGCAGAAAAGUAUUGCGGUCCAUUAUGUUGAAACCCGACAACACCAUCCAGUGGGAACGGAUCCUGGAAUUGCUGGCACUGCAAAAGGAGGCCACACAGGUGCAACAAGCCGCAGCAGUAGACACCGAAUCAAGGGAACCGACUACCAGUUCUUCGGCUGCAACGUCGGCUGCUGCCAGUGCCGUGGAUCAUGCCAACGAUGGCACAUCCACGGUGGCMGCCGCCACAACACAGGAAGAAAAGGAGCGCAAACAACGGGAAUACGCCGUUGCUCGACAGGGGGCCAUGAAGGAUGCCAUCGGGAMGCUGCUUGGAUCGACCAACGGAAGGGCACUUAGAGGAGUCUUGAAGGAUCUGGAUACUCCCGAUUUGAUCUGGAAACUUGGAUCCAGGGAGGGACAACCGAUUGUCGAGAUGGGCACGGAAACCAUACUCAACAAAUAUCUUUUCUCCGCUUUGAGACGCAGCGGUAACAAUAAGAAGGAAAGACCGCCUAUCCGUGAGGCUGAGACAACAGCAGGAACCACUCCCCGCUCGGUGGACUAUCGGCCCGUCUCGGACCAAUGCAAGGCACUCAAGAAGCGUCAGGCGCAACGUACGAAACAAGUCACGCGGAUUUUGCUCAAGAGUCACCUCAAGCGGUGUCUCUUUCGCAUAAAGGGGAUUGCCGGGAUGGUCCGUUUGAUAGCGUCCACUCUGAAGGUGAUGCUGUCGAUCAUUCUGCGGAAAAUAAUACGGAAGGUGAUGGUGUCCUUGGGUGGAAAUAGGGAGGCUAGCGUCAAUAGUGCUACUACUGUUGCAUGAAAAACCUUAUAAUUGCUAAAUUUACC